GAUUUAUUGAUUGUUUAAUUAAUUAUAAUCCGUGAUUUUUAUGUGAUAAUUACUUGGAUAAUAUUAUUAUUAUUAUUUUUCAUUUCGACUAGCCCUUGAUAUAUCUGUCUGACUAGUCUCUCCUUCCCAUGUAGUGUUUUGGAACUCCUUCAUUUCGACUAGUUCUUGAUAUACCCUUUUUCCUUUGUAGUGUUUUGGAACUUUGAAUUGAAGAUCGUUUGACUAACACUGGGGUUUUACUGUGAAGAGGAAACAACACUCUCAUAGAUUUCUCAAGGUGGGUUUUCAUUUUCUUCUCGUGAAAAAAGGUUGAGAAUUUAAGGUCUUUGAGAUCAAGUAGGUAGAGAAGUAGGGUUUUGAGAUUUGCUCUCUAGUCAAGUUUUCUGAGGUGGGCUGCAAUGGAAAAAUACAUGACUUUUCUGGGUUUCCAUCAGUAAAGGGAUAUUUAUUUGAGAUUGAUUGAACUUGGUAAGAGAGAAUUUGUGGGGUUCUGAGUUUGAAUGAUGAGGUUUUGAAGAUGAAGAGAUUGUGAGAAUUGGGUCACUGAUUUAGUGUUGUUUCAGUUAAGUGAAUGAUGGGACUUGAGAGGUUUUAAGAGUAGUGAAUCUUCUUCUUCUUCAAAAUGAAGAGAAUGGAGAGAGGGAUUCAACCUGCUCUGGUUGAUACUACAUGUCUCUGCAGAGUAGAUGCAGGGCUGAAAACAGUUGUUGGGGCAAAGAAGUUUGUGCCUGGGACAAGGGUUUGCAUGCAACCUAACAUAAAACCAUCAAUCCAUCCUUCGAGACACAAACCUUCACGUGAGGCCAGGAGUCGGAAUCAACUACCUCUCUUACCUGGACUCCCUGAUGACUUGGCAAUAGCAUGCUUGAUCCGAGUUCCUCGAAAUGAGCACCGCAAAUUGCGUUUAGUUUGCAAAAGAUGGUACAAACUCCUAGCAGGAAACUUCUUUUACUCUCUUCGUAAGAACCUUGGAAUGGCAGAAGAAUGGAUAUAUGUCAUGAAGCGAGACAGAGAUAGGAAGAUCUUGUUUCAUGCAUUCGACCCUAUUUACCAACUGUGGCAGCCUCUUCCUCCUGUUCCCAAGGAAUACUCAGAAGCCCUUGGGUUUGGGUCUGCUGUCCUUAGUGGCUGUCACCUUUACUUAUUUGGAGGGAAAGAUCCGAUCAAAGGAUCAAUGAGACGAGUAAUAUUUUACAGUGCACGUACUAAUAAAUGGCAUCGAGCUCCAGAUAUGCUGCGGCGGCGGCAUUUUUCUGGUUCCUGUGUCAUAAACAACUGCUUGUAUGUUGCUGGUGGUGAGAGUGAAGGCGGUCAUCGAUCUCUUAAAUCAGCCGAAGUGUAUGACCCUAACAAGAACAGGUGGUCCUUUAUUUCGGAGAUGGAAACAGCAAUGGUACCUUUCAUUGGAGUUGUCCACGAUGGGAAGUGGUUUCUUAAAGGACUGGGACCUCACCGGCAGGUCAUAAGUGAAGUCUACAAUCCUGAAACUGAUAGCUGGAAUGCAGUCUAUAAUGGAAUGGUUGCAGGUUGGAGGAACCCAAGUAUAUCUAUGAACGGAAAUCUCUAUGCCCUAGAUUGCAAGGAUGGGUGCAGAUUAAGGAUUUAUGACGUGGCUACUGAUACUUGGGGAAAGCAUAUAGAUAGUAAGCUGCAUCUAGGUAGUUCUCGUGCCUUGGAAGCAGCGGCUCUUAUCCAAUUAAACGGAAAGCUAUGUAUAAUACGCAACAACAUGAGCAUUUCCAUGGUGGAUGUAUCAAAUGCUGAUAAUGGCAGAAGCUCAACGUCAGAUCAUUUGUGGGAGACUAUUGCUGGAAAAGGGCAAUUCAAGACAUUCAUCACAAAUAUCUGGUCAAGUUUUUCCAGCCGGAACCGUAUAAAAGUUCAUCUUCUUCAUUGCCAGAUGCUUCAAGCAUAAACGGAUACUGAUUUGAAGUUAGGUCUAGCGGCUGUUCUUAUUUUUGUAGAGAUCUUCUGGAGUUUUUUGGUUAAGAUCGCCUUGGUCAUGAAGGAAGCAUGGAAGAAGACCUCUUUUUUGUUGUUGUUUCAUUAGUUGUACUCAUUGUAUGUUUAUAUGAUAGCAUAAGACUUUACUGCAAUCUUAUAUGUUACACCAGACACUCGACAAUUCAAAUUGUGCCUCCUCUCUGAAUCAGUAGUUCAACGU
This is a messenger RNA of Papaver somniferum (opium poppy), 2164 nucleotides long. Its product is annotated as F-box/kelch-repeat protein At1g55270-like. NCBI's taxonomy places the organism in Eukaryota, Viridiplantae, Streptophyta, Magnoliopsida, Ranunculales, Papaveraceae. Gene Ontology annotation, molecular function: protein binding. Bases 623 to 1915 code for a protein of 430 amino acids. The transcript has 3 exons. The record is from RefSeq and is a predicted model, not a curated record.